Molecule: messenger RNA, 929 nt
Organism: Pimephales promelas (fathead minnow)
Lineage: Eukaryota; Metazoa; Chordata; Actinopteri; Cypriniformes; Leuciscidae
Source: RefSeq, a predicted model, not a curated record
GGCCAACAUUCAUUUCUGAGGAAAAAACCCAAAAGGCCAUAAAGAGGCAUGAAAUGCCAGGCCCUGGCUGGAAAAUCUUCAAAAUAAGAACACUCUUUGAAAAAGUAGAUGACUUCAGUAAGGCAAGGCAAAAGCUGAAGGACUACAACAGAAAUGGAACGACAGUCCUCCAGUCAGAGGAUGAGAGCUCAAUGGCAAAAAGGAGAAGAAAAGCGACACAUUACCCAGGAUUUGAAAACGGCAGUACUGACUCUGAAACUGAGAAGACUCCAAAAAGAAGACCAGAUUCUCGGCCUCGGCCUCAACCACUCGCUAUUAGCGCUACCCUUCCUAGUCUCCCUCCAGCCCCCCUCUUGGACAUCGCAGUGGACAUGGGUCAGGAGUCUCUGGACAACACAGGACAGGAAACCUUUACAGACAUAAGCUGGAAUGUGAGGAGGGAGUCAGACCCCUUCAAUGUAAUCAAUAGCUCAGCGCACCAGUCAACACCACCACCACCUCAACACUCAGCGCACCAGUCAACACCACCACCACCUCAACACUUGAGUCCAGUGUUUGACAUUAAUAUGGGCUUCCCCUAUUCACAUGCCAGCGGUGGUGGAGAGCCUGGAGGUCACCUCCUCUUCAAGCCAACUUUCAGAGUUGGCCAUGAAACAGGGCCAAUUCCUUGCACACCGGCUCAGCUACAUGGCCUAUUACUUUUGGAAAACCUAAAGCAGCAGGUUGCCCAACUCGCCACCACCGUGAACCUGCUAAUGGCCAAGGUCAAUAACGGCCUCCAACCAGCAGCCUUUGAGUGGUCCGGGGAAUUUCAUUUCCCCCUGGAAUCAGAUGCAGAGCUGGACCGCUUUGAGACCUGGCUGGCGGACCCUGCCAACGAUAGGCAGAAACAUGCCCUUGUGAAUACCCUGUCUGCUGUCGGGGUGUAG